Messenger RNA from Penaeus indicus, 3411 nucleotides. It is a transcript of the gene ebi, whose product is annotated as F-box-like/WD repeat-containing protein TBL1XR1. Gene Ontology annotation, biological process: regulation of transcription by RNA polymerase II. Bases 95 to 1537 code for a protein of 480 amino acids. Gene Ontology annotation, cellular component: histone deacetylase complex. The transcript is spliced from 10 exons. The record is from RefSeq and is a predicted model, not a curated record. Gene Ontology annotation, molecular function: transcription corepressor activity; protein binding. Lineage: Eukaryota; Metazoa; Arthropoda; Malacostraca; Decapoda; Penaeidae.
UUUGUUUUGGCUGCGGGUCCGUGACACAAGUUUACCAAGAGGUCCUGCGAUGAUGAAUAUCUGAAAGAAUACUUUGUUGUAGUGUAAUUCCACAAUGAGUUUUACAAGUGACGAAGUGAAUUUCCUGGUAUAUAGAUACCUACAGGAAUCAGGAUUCUACCAUGCAGCGUACGUAUUUGGUAUCGAGUCUCACAUAUCACAGUCGAAUAUCAACGGCGCCCUGGUUCCACCUGCAGCUCUCCUCAGUAUAAUACAGAAGGGAUUACAGUACACAGAGGCAGAAAUUAGUAUAGGGGAGGAUGGCUCCGAGAGACUCAUUGACAGCCUCUCCCUCAUUGAUGCGGUGAUGCCAGAUGUCGUUGCCUCCAGACAACAGCAAAACCAACAACAAAAAGCUGUAGUCAAAACAGAAAUUCCCAGCACCAACGGGGAUGAAGGGACCACAGGAGAAAACAUGGAUGUUGACAACAGCGUGGAGAUCCCCCUCAACAAGGCAACAAUAUUGAGAGGUCAUGAAUCGGAAGUGUUCAUCUGUGCCUGGAAUCCAACCACAGACCUCUUGGCCUCAGGAUCAGGAGACAGCACGGCUCGCAUUUGGAACAUGAACGAUAACAGUACUUCUCCCAAUCAGCUGGUCCUCCGUCACUGCAUUCAGAAAGGAGGCACUGAAGUUCCCAGCAAUAAGGAUGUUACCUCCCUUGAUUGGAAUUGUGACGGAAAUCUCUUAGCAACUGGAUCAUAUGAUGGCUAUGCAAGAAUCUGGAUGACGGAUGGACGGUUAGCAUCCACUCUCGGCCAGCAUAAAGGACCCAUCUUCGCGCUAAAGUGGAACAAGAAGGGCAACUAUAUUUUAAGUGCAGGUGUAGAUAAGACCACUAUCAUUUGGGACGCUUCCUCAGGGCAUUGUACACAACAAUUUGCCUUCCAUUCAGCUCCAGCUCUUGAUGUGGACUGGCAGAGCAACAAUUCCUUUGCAAGUUGUUCGACUGACCAGUGCAUCCAUGUGUGUCAGCUGGGCGAGAACAGACCUAUCAAAUCAUUCCAAGGGCAUACAAAUGAGGUUAAUGCCAUCAAAUGGGACCCACAGGGGAAUCUUCUGGCUUCCUGUUCAGACGACAUGACUCUAAAGGUAAGGGCGAUUCCCUUUUUCAGUCUCAGUAUAAGGACUGAGAAAACUUAUAUAUGUUAUUGUAGUGAAUCUGGAGAGUCUUGUGUUAACAUCCACUGUGCUUUACAUUUCAGUGCGUCAUUUGACUCAACGGUUCGACUAUGGGACGUAGAGCGUGGUGCCUGUAUACAUACCUUGACAAAACACUCAGAACCUGUAUAUUCUGUGGCCUUCUCUCCAGAUGGAAAAUUCUUAGCAUCUGGAAGCUUCGACAAAUGUGUCCAUAUUUGGUCUACGCAAACUGGGCAGCUGGUUCACAGCUACAAAGGCACAGGCGGAAUCUUUGAAGUGUGCUGGAAUUCUCGAGGAGACAAAGUGGGAGCUUCGGCCUCUGAUGGAAGUGUUUUUGUUUUGGAUCUGCGCAAGUAGUAGAAGGCAGUUAAGACUGAGAUGUGUGGUGAACUGUUAAGUUGAUGUGAAUGGGACAGACUUAUUGAAGAACAGAAUGGAAAUGAGGGUAGGACGCAAAAAGUGCUGUUAAGGAAAAACUGAGAAUAUGGAUAAUAAUUGCAGCUUAGAAAAUGCUUCAGAAGAGAAGGGGAAAAAGGAAGAAAAAGAGACAGAGAGAAAGAGGAGAGAUUGCUGGAGUUUCCUUGUUUUCAUUGAUUCUUAUACAAAAGAUGAUUCUCUAUGUUAAAUGAACAAAAUAAUGUUGUGCAUAGUGUGAGUUUACUUAAAGGGUAUAAUUUUGAAAACGGAAAAAAUGGUGAUGUCGGAGGAAAAGAAGAGUUUAAAGCGAGAAACGAAGUAAUGAAAGAGUCGUGUUCAUACAUGCGUAAGGGGACGUUCCGAAGCCUCUUUUGUUCUUGUGAGUUUGUUUGAGACGUACUUGGGUGCACUGUUUUCAAGUGGCAUUGUGACUUUUUAUUGCAUGACAGGUGAAAAUGGUAGAUACCACCAUCUUAUUAUGUAAUUUUUUUUUUUUUUCCCCCACUUUUUUUUUAUUAUUAUUUUUUUUUUUUUUUGUGCAUCAUUCACAUUCUCUUCAGAUACAUUGUUUUUCCUCAAGAUUAUGGCAUAUGCAGAAUUUGUGCAAUUUUUUAGUGUAAUUAUUUUUUCACAAUUUUCCAAUUUUAAAAAAUAUAUUGAAGCCCAGUAAGCAACAACAGGGGAAAAAAGGUUGCUCAUGACUGCCAGAAGCAGAGAUGGUUUGCGCAUUAGGCCAAGGGGAUGAAGGUGCUGAGGUACCGGUAACAUGGUAGAGGGAUGUAGGGUGAGUAGGGCUUUCCUUGUUUGUCUUUGUUUGUCUAUUUAUUAUUUUCUUCUUUUCCUUACAACACUGUCAACUUCUGGCUCUCACAAGUUCAGGGAUUUAGCAUCAAAAGUUAUAAAAAAAAAAAAAUCAACAGAUUAUUUUUAUUUUUAUUUUUAUUUUGGGUCACUGUGACAGGAACCUCAGCAUUGAAAUCACUUGGCCUCGUACUUUUGUUCAGAUCUUGCUCAGAGGGUAGGCGGAAAUGUGGUUUGUUAGUACCUGUAUAUCAGCUUUUGGAUUUGGAGGAAGGGUUUUUUUUCUUUCAUUCUUUAUCCCUUGAUUUUACAUUUACACUUACGGUCUGACCAGGGAGUCUCAUACUUGAUUUGAAGUGAAAUAGUUGUUGUAUAUGUUGUGUAAUAUCUAUAGUUCUUGGGUGUUAUUUUUCCAGUUUAUCAAUAUGUUUGUGAAAGUAACAUAAGACUGGAAACCUGUGUUCCAUUAAUUGAUAUAUGUAAGCGUUAUCCAUUACUUCAGACAUGGUUUCAGCAUUGAAUAUUCCAAGUGGUGUGAUCCCAUUAAUAUCAACUUAGGCUAGUGUGAAUGCCAACUGUUGCAGGUGGAUGGACGAGAUAGCCAACCUUCAGACAGCAAGUCAAAGUGACCUCAUAAACCAGAGUUUCAGCCAGUUACAAAAUGUCCACUUUUUUUCAGUUUUGAAUGGAAGUUCCCCCUUGAAGUUAAUAAGUUUUAGGAGCUCGUAUUUCAAGACUCUGUCACAAAUAUAAGUAUAAUUUGCCUUGUUCUUUUCUAGGCUAGUAUAUACUAACUUUGUACCUACAGUGAUUUUAGAAUGAAGCUGAAAAUAUGGUAAAUAUUUCAUUUUUAUUACAACCUCUUAGUGAAAAGUGCGUCUCUGUCAGCAGCAUGAACGAAGUGGAAUCCUUUUUGAUGACAGUUUUCAUUAUUUUAAUGAAAGACAUGUCACCAGACACAAUUUUCCCAGUGUUUCAAUUUAUAUUUAAGAAUAAACCACUAGUUCUUUUUA